AUGCACCGUAGUAGGAUCGCAGCCUCGUACCGUUCUCGCUCAAAGAGCUUUGACUUCACUCAGAUUCACAGCUUGAAAGCGAACAAGCAAAGCUUCAAGGUCCACUUCUUCCCCUUUGCCAUCAACACUUUUCUACGCUAUCGACUAUCGACAAUGUCGUCAACCAAGAAAAACGCCAACGUUUCCUUCGAUGAGUCUGAAGCCGAAGAGCAAGUUGAAACUCCCAGCACUGGCUGCGGUAUCCUUGGGCGAUACCCGGUCCUUUCCGUGCUCUGUUUUGCGGCUGCCGGUAUUGCCCUUGGUCUUGGAUUGAGCUAUUGGAAUCCCGAAGACCCACAGGACAAAGAAACCGCGUUGAAGUGGAUUGGUCUGAUUGGUGACAUGUUCAUUCGAGCUCUGAAGGCUGUGGUCCUCCCCCUUGUGUUUGUGAAUGUCGUCCUUUCCGUUCUUGAUAUGAUGGCUGUUGGAAGAGCCUCAAGUGUUGGAUGGAAGACGAUUGGACUUUAUCUGCUGACUACCCUCCUUGCCAGCAUCAUUGGUUUGAUCUCUAUCCUCUCUUUCAAGGGACUCUUUGACCAGGGCGAAUUUGAAGACGCUUCUCCAGCUCGAGUCCAGCUUGGAUGCGAAGAAGAUAGCUACUUGUCGCAUGAUGAAGAUGGCAAUGUGGCCUGCAAUGCCAAUAUCACUGAAAACAAUGUCAUGAGCAGCUACUUCUACAUUGCUGAUGUGGAUGGAACUUUUGUGACAAAGUCUUCUGGUCCCGUGAAUGAUAUCAGCAUGAGUGACACAAUCUAUGAUGGAGUUUUCACCAAGCUAAUCACCAGCAACAUCUUUGACUCGUUUGUCAGCGCCAACUUUGCUGCUGUAGUCCUCUUUGCAAUCUGCUUUGGUGCAGCAUUGGCAAAGUCUAUGCAGAAGAAAGGCUUGAAGGAAUCUGAAUCAGUCUUUGUGUCAUUCCUCAAGGAAAUUGAUCAGGUGCUUAUUACAUUGAUCAAUUGGGUCAUCAUGAUCACACCAUUUGCUGUCCUAUCUCUCAUUGCCAAUGCCAUUGGAAAACAAGACGACCUCAAGGCAUCAUUUGAGAAUGUUGGAUACUUGGUGGCAGCCACACUAAUUGCCAUGUUUGUUCAUGUUGUCAUUGUGUACAUUGGUCUCUUUGGCUUCCUGACAAAGUCAAACCCUAUUGAAUACAUCCGAUUCCUGCUUCCAGCCCAGACUACAGCUUUUGCUUGUUCCAGCAGUGCUGCUACCAUCCCGGUCACCCUUAGGUGUGUGAAGGAAUCCGGUAGGGUACCAGACCCAGUGGCCAAGUUUGUGAUUCCAAUGGGGGCCACUGUAAAUAUGGAUGGAGGAGCCAUCUACUUCCCCUGUGCAUGCAUUUGGCUAGCAAUCUUGAAUGGAAUCACACCCACUUUUGGAAACUACAUCUUGUUGUGUGUCCUUGCCACUGUAGGAAGUGCUGGUACAGCUCCAGUUCCUUCUGCAAGUUUGGUCCUUAUCAUCACAGCAUACAACACUGUUUUUGGAACCACGGGAACACCUGAUGGAUUCUCCUUUAUCUUGGCCAUUGAUUGGUUCAUGGAUCGCUGCCGCACCGUCACCAAUGUGACAGGAGAUGCUGUUGUGGCUGGCAUUGUUGCUAGUAGAGUUACUUUUGAAGAUACUUUUGAACUGGAGGAGAACGAAGAUAGCAAGGCAAUGGUUCCUGAUGACACCAUUGAUGCCAAGCUCGCGGACGACUCCAGUGAGGGGCGCCUGAGCUAUGUGCAUGAUGUGACCGCCUAA
Molecule: messenger RNA, 1785 nt
Organism: Seminavis robusta
Lineage: Eukaryota; Bacillariophyta; Bacillariophyceae; Naviculales; Naviculaceae
Source: the annotation of a GenBank genome assembly